AUGCACAAAAAAUUAGAUCAGGGCAGAAGGGAUGACCUCUGGGCGUGGCUUUAUAUGACAGUAGAGUUUAUGGCAGGCAAAUUGAUAUGGAGAAAUGAUGAGGACAAAGUGAUUGAAAAGAAGAAGGAAAAAAUCGGAUCUCGUCUACUGCUGAAGUGCCCUCAAGAAAUGUACAUGAUUUAUGACCACAUUCGACAUCUUGAAUUCAAAUCGAAACCAAAUUAUGAAAUGAUACGAAGACAACUAGAUAAAGUUUGUGCGCGGCUGGACUACUCAGAAAGUCAGCCGUAUGACUGGGAAGAAGGUGGUUACUAUCACGAAUAUUACACCAAAAAAUCAGAUACUGAAAAGGAUCUCACUGAGACAAACCAAUCCGCAGCUGAAGUAGUGACGUGUGAGGAAGGAGCAUUUAUAGAAAGCGAAGCUAGCGGAUGA
Molecule: messenger RNA, 435 nt
Organism: Cylicostephanus goldi
Lineage: Eukaryota; Metazoa; Nematoda; Chromadorea; Rhabditida; Strongylidae
Source: the annotation of a GenBank genome assembly